Rubroshorea leprosula is the source of this 2564-nucleotide messenger RNA. The record is from the annotation of a GenBank genome assembly. NCBI's taxonomy places the organism in Eukaryota, Viridiplantae, Streptophyta, Magnoliopsida, Malvales, Dipterocarpaceae.
CGGCACUCAAGAAUCUCAGACUCAAAACACCCUUUCUUUCAAUCUUUCUCACUUCUAGUUUCUCAAAAUCUCACUUUCAGAAUUCAGACUCUCUCACCUUUCACCUUGGUCUUUAUCCCAACCCAGUAACCCUAAAUCCUUCCAUUGCAGCCUAUUGAUCUACUAGAGUUGCUGCUGGAGCCGGACUACAUAUUGCUGCUGGAGUGGACUGCUACCAAGCUACAUGCUGCUGCCGAAUCCAUCUGGACUGCUGCUAUCGAACUCAAAGCCAUCUGCCGAUCCGAUCUGAAAAAACAUUAGGUGUGAGCUCUGGUUUCAUUGCUGUGAAGCUUUCAUUACUGGCUACCUUUCGGGUUUUUUAAGGCUUCAAUUAAUUGCUCUCAGUUUGGUACUGUUUGGUUGUUCUUGGUUUUGUUAGAUCACAAUUCAAUUCUAUAUAUUAAGCUGCAAUCUCUUGGUUUGAUAUAUUGGGCAUAAAAAAUUGGGAAUUUUGAAUUGGGAGAAGAAGCUAACCGACGUCGCUGUGUAGAGGUGACCAAGAAAAUUUACAAUGGAGAUUGGCCAGCUAUAACGGAGUUUAUAUAUUCUGACAUGGGUCGAACAUUUCCACCUAUUACAGACUUUGUUGAAACUGUUCUUCAAGUUGCAGUCAAGGCCGAGCAAGAUGAGAUCGCCAAGAAAUUGGCAAAGAUAAUGUCAAAAGCAGAUCUGGAGAAAAAGGAUUGCAAUGGUCACACAGUUCUCUCCUAUGUUGCAUUUCAGGGAAGAACAAACUUGGCAAAAUUCCUAGUCCCACUGAAUCGAGAUUUGCUUACCAUUGUAGACAAUGCAGGCAAUAUCCCGCUUACUAGGGCAUGUGGUUUUGGCCAUAAGGAGAUGACAUACUACCUUUACAAAGUAACCCCUUGUGAGUUACUGGGACCAGGAAAAGAAGGCAAUCAUGGAUUCCAUCUCAUGCGCUGCUGUAUUGCUAAUAAAAUGUUCGAUAUUUGUUGGGAUCUACUGAAAAAAUAUCCAAGUUUGGCUGUUGGCAUCAAUACACAGGGAGAGUCUCCUAUUGUUAUGUUGUCCCGUCAACCUUCUGCCUUUUACAGUGGGACCAAGCUUUCGCUUUGGCAACGAUUGAUUUAUAGCUGCUUAAAGGUAGAGUUACCAACAAUAACCACCACUCCGACCAGAGACACACAACUUGAUGUUACUGACCAAACUCCCAACAGUGAUAUACAACUUGAUGUUGCUGACCAAGGCUACGAUGAAAGGAACUUUAGGAAACCAGUAUUAAACGGACUUUGUGGAUUGGGUUUAAAGGUGCAAGAGUUUUUCGGAAUCAAGCAAAUUUAUGAUUUGAAGUUAAGGCAUCUCUAUGCAUGUGAGGUUCUUCACUCCAUGUGUAAUCAUGUUUCAGCUUUCGAAGUGAAUCAUCAGCGUGAUGAUUAUGGAGUUGGUGCUCUACUCUUUGAAGCUACCAAGCAUGGAAUUGUUGAAUUUGUAAUUGAGCUCGGUAAAGCCAACCCAUCAUUUGGUUUUAAAACUAAUAAUGAUGGUAGACUCGCUUUCAUGGUUGCAGUCCAACAUCGUCAAGAAAAAGUUUUUAACCUCAUUUAUGGUGCUAAUGAGGCAUGGAAGGCUGAAAAUCUUAAUAAAUCAGAUAUAGAUGGGAACAAUAUUUUACAUGUGGCAGCGGGGUUGACUCCUGAUUUUAAAUGCGCUGGAAUCUCUAGUCCAGCAUUACAGAUGCAGAGAGAACUCCAAUGGUUUAAGGAGGUGGAAAGAAUUGUUCCAGAAUGGUGCAAAGAAGCUAAAAAUAAAAAUGGUGAAACCCCCAAGGAUGCGUUUACCGAGGGCCACAAGGCAUUAGUGAAAGAGGGGGCAAAAUGGAUGACAGAGACAGCAAGUUCUUUCAUUAUUCUCAGUAUUCUCCUUGUGACCAUCAUGUUCGCAGUAUCUUUUACUGUUCCAGGCGGAAACAAUCAAAAUAACGGGUUACCCAUACUCCUAGGCAAAAAAUUAUUUAAGAUAUUUAUAAUUACUGAUGCAAUAUCAUUCUUUGCUGCAUCUACUUCAGGCUUAAUGUUUUUGGGAAUCCUAACGUCUCGCAAAGCUGAAGAAGAUUUUCUUCUGUCCCUACCCCGGAAGUUGAUGAUCGGCCUUAUCACUCUUUUUAUUUCUAUUGCAACAAUGAUGACUUGCUUUUACACUGCUCUUUUGAUUAUGCUACAAGUUCAACUGUGGGCGUUAAUUCUCAUAAUUGUGGCGGCUAUUAUACCAAUUGUGGUUUUUGGAUGGUUGCAGUUUCCCCUCAUUUGUGAAAUUAUUGUCUCAACAUGUUCUUCAGGAAUGUUUCACAGGAAAAUGAAACCGUGGCUUGUCAAUUUACAAGAAACUUGAUCAAUCUUUUGUUAUGCGGAUCAAACAGUUUCAUGUUUUCCCUUCACGUGCACGUUGAAAUACUAUAGUUUGUUUGGGUUAGUUGUGUUGGAAUUCUCAAUUUCUGUGUUUUAUUUGGUUGUGUUUUGACAUUUCAUCUUCUUUAUCAGACUAUGAAAUGAAUAUAUGUACCUUUC